AUGUAUGCUGGCGGUCCGAUCAGCAGUAUCCUGGUGAACAGGUAUGGCAGUCGCCCAGUCAUGAUUGUUGGUGGCUGCUUGUCGGGUUGUGGCUUGAUUGCGGCUUCGUUCUCCAGCACUGUACAGGAACUUUACUUGUAUGUUGGAUUCAUUGGAGGUCUUGGGCUUGCCUUCAACUUGAAUCCCGCUCUGACCAUGAUUGGCAAGUAUUUCUACAAGAGGCGACCGUUGGCAAAUGGACUGGCCAUGGCUGGCAGCCCUGUGUUCCUCUCCACCCUGGCCCCCCUCAAUCAGGCUUUCUUUGGUAUCUUUGGCUGGAGAGGGAGCUUCCUAAUUCUCGGGGGCCUCCUCCUAAACUGCUGUGUGGCUGGAGCCCUGAUGCGACCAAUAGGGCCCCCAGCGACAAGUGUGGGGAAAGACAGGUCCAAAGAACCCCAUCAGGAACCUGGAAAAUCUGAUGUAGAAAAGGGCGCAGGUGAUGCAAAUACAGACUUUAAUGGUGGAAACCCCAAAGAGGAGAAACAAUCCGUUUUUCAAACAGUGAACAAAGUUAUGGACUUAUCCCUUUUUACCCACAGAGGCUUUCUACUGUACCUUUCUGGGAAUGUGAUCAUGGCUUUUGGGAUGGCUACUCCUUUAGUUUUUCUUAAUAGUUAUGCCAAGAGUCAACAUUACUCUAGUGAGAAGUCUGCCUUCCUUCUUUCCAUUCUGGCUUUUGUUGACAUGGUAGCUAGACCUUCUAUGGGACUUGUAGCCAACACCAAGUGGAUAAGACCUCGAGUUCAGUAUUUUUUUGCAGCUUCUAUUGUUGCAAAUGGAGUAUGUCAUUUGCUAGCGCCUUUAUCCUCCAGCUACAUUGGGUUUUGUGUCUAUGUGGGCUUCCUCGGAUUUGCAUUUGGGUGGUUUAGUUCGGUGUUGUUUGAAACCCUGAUGGACCUCGUCGGACCCCAGAGGUUCUCCAGUGCCGUGGGAUUGGUGACCAUUGUGGAAUGCUGUCCUGUCCUCCUGGGGCCACCACUUUUAGGUCAACUCAAUGACAUCUACGGAGACUACAAAUACACCUACUGGGCAUGUGGUGUGAUCCUUAUUGUAGCAGGCGUCUAUCUCUUCAUUGGCAUGGGCAUCAAUUACCGACUUAUGGCGAAAGAGCAGAAAGCAGAGGAGCAGCAGAAAAAGGAAAGCAAAGAGGAGAAGCCAAAAGAAGUUAUUCAAGCAAAAGAAUCCGCAGAAUAGAGAAGUCCAUGAGGCCCCAAAGAGGAGAGACAUCCCAUUUGAAUCAUGGAUAAUGAGAGGAACUUUGGACCAAAAUACUUGAAAAAUACUACUGAAUCAUGUUCUAUUAGGGCUGCUCAACAUGGCCGGGGGUUAUUUGUGUGGCUGUCCUCCAGAUGAUGGAGCACAAAGCUAGCUGAGGACAAAGCACAGGUGACACCGUGCAACCUCCCUGACCCCCACUGGUGGGUGCUACACAUGGGACAUUCCUCCAGGAAGCUCCCAACUGUCUCAAUGUUAAUGGCUGACUAGAGGGAAAAACAACCUGAAAUCGACUAUGUCAGGGCCUCCAGUAUCUUGUAAGUCCUCCCUAGCAUAGGAAAGUUCUUUUGAAAACCUCCCUUUCCCUUACCUCCCCCAGCUCCCAAGUAUAUAAUCAACCACCCUACACAACCCCAGGGCAGGGUCCUGUCCCUGUGCUUUAAUAAACCACCAGUUUGCAAGGGAGAGUCUCAAGAUUUCUUUCUUGGUCAUCGGCUCCGGACCUCAUCCCACCAAACCUCACCUAUAUUCAAAGACUACAUCAAUACCAAAGUCCACUGAUGGCAUUUUUAUUUCAUGCCUU
Molecule: messenger RNA, 1837 nt
Organism: Mustela lutreola (European mink)
Lineage: Eukaryota; Metazoa; Chordata; Mammalia; Carnivora; Mustelidae
Product: monocarboxylate transporter 1-like
Exons: 4
Coding region: 1-1233 (410 amino acids)
Biological process (GO): monocarboxylic acid transport; transmembrane transport
Cellular component (GO): membrane
Molecular function (GO): monocarboxylic acid transmembrane transporter activity
Source: RefSeq, a predicted model, not a curated record